AUGAUAGUUCUUUUCGCUGUAGUGGAAAUGGGUUGCGAGGAUGCCCAGAGGAUGCAGAGAGGAUACAGCGGACUUUCAACGGAUGAUAACGGACAUGGAACGUUUGUUGCUCAUAUAUGUUAUGUUGCGGGUUUACAUCGUGGAAUAUUCCCGAGACAUAUGGCAGGGAGUCCCGAAGAGGCUGCCUUCAAGCUAGCUGUUGAUCGCGUCGGGAAAACGAUGAGAUCAGCAAUGGAUAAUACCUCAACGUUGUCUGCUGAUAUAAGAUAUAUACAACACAACGAUAGCUUCGAGGCAACACGGGCCGUUUGCGCUCAACUUCAACAUGCAAACGGAAUAGCAGCUGUAAUCGGCCCUACGUCGACAGAUGGCGCUCUUGCCGUGCGAUCAGUGUGUAAAACGGUUGAUGUACCACACGUCGACACACGGAGACAGUUUGGAGGGAUGGAGACAUUAUCGAACACUAUCAGCUUGUAUCCCCAUGCUAGUUACAUUAGUUCAUUGUUGGUUGAUAUAGUGCAACAUUAUAAAUGGCAGAAGGUUACCGUCAUGUAUGAUGAAGACGAAGCUUUAGAAAGACUUCAAGGUGUGUUUAAGUUAUCUUCCAGCGUACACAUGCAACUGAGUGUGGAGAGGAUGCAAGGAUCCAAUCACAAAACUAUCCUAAAGAGAAUAAAGACAUCGGGCUCGAACCAUGUCAUCGUUGAUUGCAAGAGAGAGACGCUUCCCAUUCUGCUUGAACAGAUGCUAGAAUUGCAAAUGCUUCGAAGUUAUUAUCAUUAUCUAUUUGUUUCACUGGAUCUUUACCUAAUAAACAUGUCAAGGUAUACUGGUGAUAAGGUUAACCUGACCACACUUCAUAUGCUGAAUCUAUAUGACCAGUACACCGAGGCGUUCAUGGAGGAAUGGAACAAUAUGCAGAUGGGACCUAGGAGUGUUACCAUGACAACCAGGAAUUUCAGCAUCCUCACAACGGAAGCUGCUCUGCUCUACGACGCAGUGCAUGUGGUGGCCCAUGGUCUUCAAGAACUCGGAGAUUCUCGGAAUAUUUCGUUGAGAUCGUUGAGCUGCUUCGGGGAGCAAUCGGAAUGGACCGACGGACUCACGUACUACAAUUUCCUCCAAGGGACGAAUGUCAAUGGUCUGACUGGCCCAAUAACGUUUGAUAGAAAUGGCUUCAGGGACAAUCCAAGAUUCUUCAUUUCAGAACUUCAAGAUUCUCAGUCUGUGAUGUUCAAAACGGUUGGUCAAUGGGAUGCAAAUGGUCUGAAUAUCUUCCCAGUGGACAUGCAUAUAGAUAAGAACACAACGUUGACCAACAAGACUUUGAUUGUUACAACUAUAUUGGAACCUCCAUACUGCAUGAAGCGGAAGAGUCCUGAUGGCGAACCCCUGGAGGGCAAUGCACGCUUUGAGGGAUUCAUCAUAGAUCUCCUGGACUACAUCUCACAGAGGAUGAACUUCAACUACGUCAUCACUCUGGUUCCUGAUGGCGACUAUGGCUCCGAGGUGGAUGGUCGCUGGAAUGGCAUGGUUGGGGAGUUAGUUGAAAGGCGAGCUGACCUUGCGGCAGCUCCUCUCACAAUCACCUAUGUCAGAGAGAAGGUGAUAGACUUCUCCAAACCCUGGAUGUACCUGGGCGUGACCAUCCUCUUCCGUGUACCUGAACCUCAGAACCCUGGUGUCUUCUCCUUCCUCAACCCACUGUCCCCAGACGUCUGGCUCUACGUCAUCCUGGCAUUCCUCCUGGUCAGCUUCGUACUCUUUGUCCUGGCUCGAUUCAGUCCGUACGAGUGGUACAACUCCCACCCGUGCAACCCAGACUACGACACGGUGGAGAACCAGUUCAACUUCUUCAAUUGUCUCUGGUUCUCGUUCGGUGGUCUCAUGCAGCAGGGAUCCGAGAUCAACCCCAGAGCGUUCUCUACUAGGGUUCUCAGUGGUUUCUGGUGGUUCUUUUCUCUCAUCUUGAUCUCCUCCUACACUGCUAACCUGGCUGCUUUCUUGACGGUCGAGAGGAUGGUGUCACCUAUCCAGACUGCCGAUGAUCUGGCCAAGCAAACAUCAAUUGAGUAUGGCACCAGGAAAGGAGGGUCCACGGAAGAAUUCUUUUCGAGAUCGAAAAUCCCCACCUACAUGAAGAUGUGGGAGUUCAUGAGUUCGAGGCAGCACGUGUUUACAAACACCUACAUGGAUGGUAUUGAGCGCGUUCUCAACAAUAGAAACUACGCCUACCUCAUGGAGUCUGCCAUGGCCGAUUACGUGGUCUCCCAGCAUUGUAAUAAUUUGACUGCCAUUGGAGGGCUGCUCAACUCAAGAGGUUACGGCAUUGGUACGCCACUCGGUUCUGUUUAUCGAGACGAGAUUACCAAAUCCAUCUUGCAGCUUCAAGAAGAGGACAUCCUCCUUGAGCUGAAGAACAAGUGGUGGAGGACGGACCAGUGCCAUAAGAACACUGGUCAGAGUGACGAAGCCAACUCACUAGGUCUCAAGAACAUUGGAGGAAUCUUCCUGGUUCUGAUCACAGGCCUGGUGUGUGGUCUUAUAGCAGCCUUCGCAGAGUUCAUCUGGAAAUCAAGGCAGAAUGCUUUGAUCGAUAGGAAAUCGUUAUGCGGUGAAAUGAUGUCGGAACUACGCUUCGCGUUCCGCUGCAACAACAAGCGACGGAACAGCAAGCCAGUGAUAGAGCAUAAAUACAUCCCAACUACUACCUACCCUCCAAACAUCAAUGGUAGGCAAUCUAUGCAGAUGGUUGAACCUCUAGCAUGACCCAGAGACUAGAACAAAACAUUUUAUUUAAUGAUUGUUAGUCAUCCAAAUGCUACUCUAGCCAUGGUAGCGAAGAGCUACAAUCGUUAGCUCAGUUUGAUUAAUAGACCACGUUCUAGCGGAAACAACUUGGUUUGAACAUCGACCUCAGAGGUUUGUGGUUCGAAAGAGACGGA
This is a messenger RNA of Lytechinus variegatus (green sea urchin), 2945 nucleotides long. RefSeq names its product glutamate receptor ionotropic, kainate 2-like. The record is from RefSeq and is a predicted model, not a curated record. Gene Ontology annotation, cellular component: postsynaptic membrane; kainate selective glutamate receptor complex; presynaptic membrane. Gene Ontology annotation, molecular function: transmitter-gated monoatomic ion channel activity involved in regulation of postsynaptic membrane potential; kainate selective glutamate receptor activity. The coding region runs from base 1 to 2769 and encodes 922 amino acids. The transcript has 15 exons. NCBI's taxonomy places the organism in Eukaryota, Metazoa, Echinodermata, Echinoidea, Temnopleuroida, Toxopneustidae. Gene Ontology annotation, biological process: modulation of chemical synaptic transmission; monoatomic ion transport; synaptic transmission, glutamatergic.